CGCGGGGCAGGACGCGAGCCUCACUUUGCCCAAGGCGAGGGAGGGCGCGAGUGCACGCCAUCAUCAGCCGAGCACACUUUGACGGACAAGUUUUGAGCCCAAGUUGUCGCUGUUGUAGGUUGCGGCGGAGGUGGUGGCGGUGGUGGUGAGUUACGCGCGCGGCAGCAACGAGGAACGUCGCGCACAUGUAGACGCUUCACACUCCUCACAGCCUCUUUCUUGAAGAGUCUCCACUACAGAGGAAAGCAGAGGAGCAAGGAGGGACGCCGUGAUUCCAGUACCAAAAAGAAACGGAAAGUAGUCGAUUUGUUUUUCUUUUUGGGAAAGAAGAUGAACGCCAGCGAUGAGAACCUGCUCAAGUCCAUCAGCAACGACGCGCUCCUCGACCUGACGCAGCGCUACGGCCAGUCCGCUUUCGGCUUCGGGGCCGGCCACGGUCCCGGAACCCCCGGCCGCUUCCCGCUGACGCCGGCCGCCGACUUCCUCGCGGGACAGACGGCCAAGUCCAACGAGAGCGGCGGGGAGCACACCAGCGACGACGAGGACGGCUUUGACUCGCUGGAGUCCCGGAAAAGAAGCGCGCCCUUCGGGGACGACAAGCCCGGGGGUCCCCUGGCCAAGAAGUCCAAAGAGCAGCGAUCUUUGCGGCUCAGUAUUAACGCCCGAGAGAGGAGGAGGAUGCACGACCUGAACGACGCUCUGGACGGCCUGAGAGCCGUCAUCCCUUACGCCCACAGCCCGUCGGUGAGAAAACUCUCCAAAAUAGCAACUCUCCUCCUGGCCAAGAACUACAUCCUCAUGCAGGCUCAGGCUCUGGAGGAGAUGCGGCGGCUGGUGGCCUAUCUCAACCAGGGACAGAGCCUCACGUCACCCAUCCCCACUGCCCUGGCGCCCUUUGGUCAGGCCGCUGCCGUCUACCCUUUCUCGGGCUCGGCUCUGGCCGGCUGCGCCGAAAAGUGCUCCAACUUCUCGGGGACACCGUCGACUCUCUUCAAACAUUGUAACGACAAGCCUUGAUUUGCUCCGUGCAUGCACGCUCUUUGCCGAACUUUUUCAAUGCAUCGGCGUCGCUUUCUCUAGAGUUAUUUUUGAAAUCAUUUUGUGAGAAAAUUGUGCAUAAUUCUGAUGAAGUGAUACUGCGAUGUGAUUUAACGAACAAAGUAUUUAGGCCUCACUUUUUUACUCGCCCCUAAUACAGCCCAUUAGGCCGCAUGUUAUGACAAAAGUGAUUUAUGAAUUUGAUCCAUUCCUCGCCCAUUUGUAAUCUAUGCCCAACUCGACAAAAAUCCAGCAAAGUAUAAUGCCGUUUAACUUGGACUAUUACCGUUGAAAAAUGUUUUUAAAAGAAGAAAACUAUUUAAAUUCAAUUACUGACGCUUUGAUGUUCUGAUCAUUUUCCUCAGAAUAAUGUAACGACGACUUGUUAUUUUUCGAAGUCUUGCACAUGUCACAUGAUUGUAUUGUACAACUGUGGGGGAAAAGUCGGACGAUACUAAAAAGGCUUCUGUUCAUGGCCUGUAAUGAAAAGGGUUUUGGUUGUGUCGCUACAUAAAUUUCAUAAAAUGUUUACAUGUGUUUAUAAUUAAAAUCAUAUCUAUAUGCUCGGACUCGCUUUCAUUCAUUUUUAGCCAUCCUUUCAGCUCUUUUUUCUCCAGUAAUAAAUGCAAUCUUGAAAUGUCUGCAUUAACGAGUCAAAAAUUAUUUUUGAUUUCAAAAUAAUAAUAAAAACGAUUCUGUAAUUAAUUGACUGUCAUGUAAAUAAUUUCCCCGCGUCUCACUGUACUAGUGACUUGGCAACUUUGCUUUCUUGCAUGAGAAGCCCCGUGACAUGAAGAGAUCGGUCCAAACGAGCUCGGUGUGGCUGGUGGGGCCACUUUGGCACUCCGAGGGUCGGUGGCACUAAGGGGGGGAGAACACAAGAGACGCCCGGGGCCACCCAGGACCUGUCUCUGGGUAUUUGGCUGAUCGCAGGCUCCGAUGGCGGGCUCUUACACCCCGGACAGCAUAUUAACACGAUUUCAGCUCCUGUCUGCUUGCCCCACUUAAUGGGGACAAGGCCGGUACUCUCUUGCUCUUCUGAAUGGGGAGGGGGUUUGGUGAAAACACCUACACGGUAUAAAGACUCAUUGAAACACAUUUUCUGUGUUGUUCAGUCUCAAAUAGCACUUAAUGAAACCUGGAAGUGAUAGUUUUACAUAUAUGUAAUUCUUUAUUUUUGAACAUUUGAGCUCUAAAUUAAAUAUAUUUAUGAUAUAGUCUUUGCGACUGUUUUCCAGGCAAUUAUAAUUUAAUCCAUUGGACUAUUGUGAUUCAAUACAAGACAUUCAGUCAGAGUCAGUCUCCGUUUCUGCAAUUUAGCUGCAUGUCACAACAACAAGCCCCCCCAUGGCAUUUUAAGUUCCCCCUACUGAUGACACGUGUCUUGUCAGGGAUGUGAUGUGACAAACAUUGCCAAUGAUGCCCCGGCCCUGCAUGUCCACGUUCUACACAGAUUUAUUGUCAUAUUAGAUGGUUGCUUUUUAUUUUUUUAAUAAUUAUUUUUUAAUCAUAAAAGGGACCAUAUGUGAAAUACAAAAUAUUGUUUCCUAACUUAUAGAGCCUGGUAAUUUCAUUUUCAUUUUAGCUGGGCACGGGUUUGAUCACAUAAUAAUGAGAUCAAACAUUACAUUGGUAUUUUUUUCCAAGUUAAUUUAACGUAAUUUAACGUGUUGCAUUUGCUUGAUGAGUAUUAACAAACAAUUCCAGUCAAAAAAAUUAACUUCAAUUUUAUUUACAGGCAUC
Corythoichthys intestinalis (scribbled pipefish) is the source of this 2781-nucleotide messenger RNA. RefSeq names its product basic helix-loop-helix family, member e23 (gene bhlhe23). NCBI's taxonomy places the organism in Eukaryota, Metazoa, Chordata, Actinopteri, Syngnathiformes, Syngnathidae. The record is from RefSeq and is a predicted model, not a curated record. The transcript has a single exon. Gene Ontology annotation, biological process: positive regulation of transcription by RNA polymerase II; sensory organ development; axon development. Gene Ontology annotation, cellular component: nucleus. Bases 331 to 1017 code for a protein of 228 amino acids. Gene Ontology annotation, molecular function: E-box binding; DNA-binding transcription factor activity, RNA polymerase II-specific; protein dimerization activity.